CGAUCUGUGAUUUGCAUACUAUCAUUUCAUCUGAAUGCUUUGGUACGGUGACAGUUUCUUGUGGAUAAGAGGAGAUUAUUUCUUGUGGAAGAGAGAUACUGAUUUCCUGUAGAAUAUAGAAGCAGUUUCUUGUGAAAUAUAAAUCUGGAUGAAGCGCCAUGAGAGUGGAAGUCGUGUCAACUUUGACUCUAACUUUGUGCUUAGUUCAGAUAGAUUUGGCACCAGGAUUAGUGUUGGAUAAAUCGACUGUCAAAGCUGUUAAUAUUUUUUUCAGACAUGGAGCUAGAACUCCCGUGGCUAAGAUUCCAAAAAAUGCUGAUUUCAGCGAUCAUGUUUGGGUAGAGGGUCCUGGUCAACUUACCAAGGAGGGCAAGCUACAGAUGUACAGAGUGGGAACACAGCUGAGAGACUUAUAUGACGGAUUUGUGGACACAAUUUACUCGGACAAAGAGCUGUUCGCCACCAGCACUCAGGUGCCGCGCACUUUUAUGAGUGCAGCCUGUGUGUUGGCAGGCCUGUACGAGCCAGACAGACAUCAGAAGUGGAGUGAGACGAUUCUGUGGAGUCCAGUGCCUGUAUGGACUGAUGACCACUACAUCGACCAGGAAUAUUUAGUAAACGCGAAAAACAAGUGCCCCAAUUACGAAAAGGACCAAGCAAUGUCCAUAUCAACGUUGAGGAGAGAAAAUAUGCAGAACUAUACAGAUAUUUUCGAUUAUGUGAGCUUGUAUGGAGGAAAGCGCAUAUACGACUAUUUCGAUUUGUUCGAAAUUUGGGAUAAUCUUGAAUGCUUGAAUCACAAUCAUCUACCCCUGCCAUUGUGGGCUUCUGAGGUUUAUCCGGAAAAAUUGAGAGAAAUUCAAGCAAAAUUGUUGAGAUCUUACAUUGUUGGAACGCCAAGAAUGGUCAAGUUGAUGGCUGGAAAUUACAUGAAAAACCUUCACGACCAGUUUGAAAUGGCCAGAGAGGGCAAACAGACUCACAAGUUGGUUUUGCAUGCUGGCCACGACUUCUCAAUGACCUCAGUGAUGGCGGCUUUGGGUAUUUUUGAGCGAAUUAUCAACCCAAGUGAUGCUGUUAUCCUGGAGCUCCACGAGACUGCAACGGGCCAUAUUGUUCAGUUUCUCUACAUCGACGUGGGUGGCAGAAGAAUCUCAACAUUCAACAUUCCCAGAUGCGGCAAUCCUUGUUUUCUAGACACUUUCAUUAAUAUUACAGCGCCAAUCAUUUUCUCAGACUGGAAAACGGAAUGUGGCAACAAAAUUGAUACAUAAUAUCUGCUGCCUGCUAAAUACAUUAUGGAUAAAUAAAUGGAUAAACAGAAAAAUAAAUUAAGAU
Nilaparvata lugens (brown planthopper) is the source of this 1338-nucleotide messenger RNA. Its product is annotated as prostatic acid phosphatase. The record is from RefSeq and is a predicted model, not a curated record. The coding region runs from base 159 to 1274 and encodes 371 amino acids. The transcript has 7 exons. Gene Ontology annotation, molecular function: phosphatase activity. Lineage: Eukaryota; Metazoa; Arthropoda; Insecta; Hemiptera; Delphacidae. Gene Ontology annotation, biological process: dephosphorylation.